AUGGCGAGAGUCUGCGGUCUGAUGUCCACGACAAAGCUUUUGCCCGUGAGCGUGCAGAUCUUAGCACGCUUUGUUGGCCAGCUGUGCCCUUCGCUUUACCUCAGUACGGUGUCGAUCUUCGAGAACAACCAGACCCUUCCCCAUCGGGACAGCCACAACUCAGCCGAAUCGGUUAACUUCGUGUACGCGCUGAGCCGCUUCAAAGGAGGCCGCAUCUGGGUGCAGACGGCUGAAGGAGUGUCUCCCUUGCGCUACAAAGGGUCCGAGCUUUGGGGCGAAUACUGUGAUCCCCAACGUGUUGAAAGGCUCUCCCCAGAGGAUGCAGCGUGGCUCAGGCACCUCGGCUUCAGGAUUCCCCAGGCUGGAGGUGUUGAUUUCGACGGCCAGCUUGCGGCUCCCCCUUCUCAGGGCGACCUUCGGCCUGCAAUGCCUCGCGAGCUCUCCGUCUGCUUCUUUCCCGUCGGGCCAAGAGACUGGAUUCGAGACUGGUGCUCCCAAGUACUCCUGCGCUGGGAGAUCUGCCUCUCACCGAGCCAGUUUGCUUUCUCCGAGGUCUUCUCCUCCCUUCAAGAUGCCGACCUGCUGGAGCCGGGAGUACAACAACAGGUUAAGGACGUUCUGCAGAGCGGCCAGGUCCGUGGGCUGUGGGCGGGGCCAGUUUGUUCAUCCUUUUCGAGCACGCUGACGCCUCACUGGCGCACUGCCGAACACCCUGAAGGAUUGCCUACGGCCUCCUGCGAGCAACGCCGGAAACUUCAGCGGGGCAACGAUUUCCUUCAGCUCUGCUUCGACUUGCUGGAAAUUUGCGUUGCGGAGGACUUGCUCUACUUCGUCGAGAACUCCGAGACUUCGAGAUUCUGGUUUCAGCCAGGGUGGGCGAAGCUGGAUCUCGGACCAAGUUCAGGCGACUUCGUGACUGACUUCUGCGUUUGGGGAACUCCCUGGAGGAAGGCCACCCGGUUCCGUACAAACUCCUCCCUGCGAGGCUGCAAGCUGCGAUGCGCCUGUCAGCGAAAGCAUGUACUUCUGCGUGGCCGAUGCCGCGCUCGCGUCAGCUGGACUAAGCUUGCGGAACCCUACCCGUCGAAGCUCUGCACUUUUCUGGGCACCGCUGUUUCAAGUGACGCAGGACUACUGGGAGAGUACAGAAAGCUGGACGUUCCCGCCUGUGCUAAGUGCUGCGGAGCUCGGAUUGGGGAAGCCGGCCACCCAGGACCACGCUGCUCCUUGCGCAACGGGGUCCCCGGAGCCCUUGGAGCUGUCCAGCUCCUUGAGCCCGAAACGAUCCGUUUGUGUGAAAAGCACUGGAAUGCUUUUCUUGAGUAUCUCGCUACAGCUCUUACAGAAGAGGAUGUACAGGCUGCCUUCGCUGUGCCGGCCUCGCUACUGACUGCCUACGCUGAAGUUAUGUACGAUGCAGGUGCCUCUCUGCAUUACUAUCGUCAGCUGUUGGCCCACGUCCAAAAGUCUUACGCGAGCGUCAGACCUUUUCUCAGGCCGGCGUGGGAAGCUGUGACCAAGUGGGAAACUUUGGAACCGGUGAGCCAUCGCCCUCCCCUGCCUCUGCCGAUCAUCAAGGCGAUGAUCGGGCUCGCGAUAACUUAUCGCUGGCACCGCUGGGCUUCAGCUACAGCCCUCGCUUUCUUCGGCGUCUGCAGAGUUGGUGAGGUACUGAAUGCUAGGCGGUCGGACCUUUUUCUGCCCUCUGACAUUUUAGAGGAGAGCUUUAAGAUCCUUCUGCAAAUCCGAAAGCCGAAAUCUCGCAGGCGAGGCGCCCGCAUUCAGCAUGCGACCGUUCAUUCCGACGAGCUUUUCUGUCAGUACAUUAGCUCCGUGCUUGGAGCUCUCUCGAGGAGCUCUCUGGUCUACGGUGGCUCCCCGGCUAUGUACCGCAGACGCUGGGAUCUCCUGCUUGAGCGACUCGGGAUUUCAAAACGCUUUCGUUUGACGCCGGGCAGCCUCAGAGGCGGCGGUGCGCUCUAUGCGCACUGCCAAGGAGACGGCGGCGUCAUCGAUCGUUCCUUCGCUGAUGAAGCGGUCAGCCCGGCGCACUUCGUGCAAAAGCUGAUGCAGCUUCUUUACGCCGUGGCCGAG
Molecule: messenger RNA, 2094 nt
Organism: Symbiodinium necroappetens
Lineage: Eukaryota; Dinophyceae; Suessiales; Symbiodiniaceae
Source: the annotation of a GenBank genome assembly